This is a messenger RNA of Notechis scutatus (mainland tiger snake), 1993 nucleotides long. It is a transcript of the gene APMAP, whose product is annotated as adipocyte plasma membrane associated protein. Gene Ontology annotation, cellular component: endomembrane system. Gene Ontology annotation, molecular function: arylesterase activity. The record is from RefSeq and is a predicted model, not a curated record. NCBI's taxonomy places the organism in Eukaryota, Metazoa, Chordata, Lepidosauria, Squamata, Elapidae.
AUGAAUGAGGCUGAUGGCCUGCGGCAGCGUCGGCCCGCCCGGCCGCAAGUGCUUACCGAGGACAACGCGGCACAGGCAGGCAAGGAGAGCAGUACUUACAGCAGCAGGAUAUUUCGUGUAACUUUCAUGACUUUAGCUGUGUUAUUAAUUAUUCCAUUAUUUGGAGCACUCAUUUUUCUGGAUUGUCCAAUAGACCCUCAACCUAUUAGCUUUAAAGAACCUCCUCUUCUUACUGGUCCUUUAGAGCAAAAUGCUAAGCUUCGACAAGCAGAAAAAUUAUUUGAAAACCAGCUUGUUGGACCAGAAUCUAUUGCAAAUAUUGGUGAUGUGUUGUUUACUGGUACUGCUGAUGGAAAAAUUCUAAAGAUUGAAAAUGGGAAAAUUUCCACUUUAGCGCGUCUUGGCCAUGGUCCUUGUGGUACAAGAGAAGAUGAGCCUACAUGUGGGAGACCACUAGGAAUCCGUAUUGGACCAAACAAUACUCUUUUUGUUGUAGAUGCUUAUUAUGGGCUGUUUGAAAUAAAUCCUAUCUCAGGUGCAGUCAGGCCACUGGUGUCUUCAAAGAUUCCUAUUGAAGGGAAGAACUUAUCCUUUGUGAACGAUCUUACAAUGACUCGGGAUGGAAGGAAAAUCUAUUUUACAGACUCUAGCAGUAAAUGGCAGAGAAAAGAUUAUCCCUUAUUGAUCAUGGAGGCUGCAGAUGAUGGACGUUUACUUGAAUAUGACACAGUCACAAAGGAAGUCAAAGUCUUAAUGGAAGGACUCAGAUUUGCAAAUGGAGUUCAGCUGUCUCCUGCUGAAGACUUUGUGUUGGUGGCUGAAACAACUAUGGCAAGAAUACGAAGGUAUUAUGUAUCUGGUCUAAUGCAAGGUGGAGAGGACCUGUUUGUUGACAACAUGCCUGGUUUUCCAGACAACAUCCGUUUAAGCAGCUCUGGAGGUUAUUGGGUAGCUAUGUCAGCUGUUAGAGCAAAUCCUGGAUUUUCUAUGAUGGAUUUCUUAUCUGAAAAACCAUGGAUUAAAAGAAUCAUACUUAAGCUGCUCAGUCAAGAAACCGUGAUAAAAUUUGUGCCCAAGUACAGCCUUGUGAUAGAAUUAAGUAAUACUGGAUCCUACAGAAGAAGCUUCCAUGAUCCAAAUGGAAUGGUGGCAACAUAUGUAAGCGAAGCACAUGAAUAUAAUGGACAUCUCUAUUUGGGGUCUUUCCGAUCUCCUUUUAUUUGUAAGCUGGACCUUAAGGAUGUCUAAUUCUGAGUUGAAAGCAUUACUGCUGUCACCUUGAAUUACUCUAGAAAGACAUAGAAAGAUGAGACACAUUUUGGACAAAAAAGAAGAAUGGAAGCACAGUCAGUCAUAAGCACUGUAACACUGUUUAACUAGCAGGAUGCAGAAUUAGUUCUUACUUAGGCAUGCCAUACCUUAAAACCUGUGAAUUACUUUGUUUAAAUUCUCUUUCAAAAUGGUGGGCUGUGUAGAUGUUUUUGGUGCACUGUACCCUCUUUAUAGCACCUUUUAUUACCUUUCCAGAAGGUAAAUAAAAUACAAAAUUACCUCAUGAAACAAUAUUUGUUGCAUUUAAUAUUUUAGAAAUGAUGCUAUUCAAAUCCAUUAUAUGUAUGUGGUCAGCUUUUCAAAGUUCAAAAUUUUGUCCUGUAAAUACAUCAUUGCUCUGAAGUUGCUUAGAUGAUAUAAUACAGUGAACUUAUUUCCAAUAGGGAUCUCUCUUUAUAAGCAUGUUUUAAUGCAUGCACUUUAUAAUAGCAAUGCAAUUUAUAGUUGUAUUAAUAAAUUGAACAUUCUACAGCUAUAAUUCCAUUUCUAGUCAAUGCUAUUUUCUGCAUGGAUAGUUUUAAACACAUGGAAUUAUUUGUAUGGGAGUCUCUAAAUCUAAGGUUAAUAUAAUUAAUUUAGGAAAAGCUGGUUUGACUGCUUAUUGUUCCUCUAUUUAAUCAUCGACAUAAGUCCUUAAGGCAGAAGAAUGUUUUAAUAUGGG